UCAUCUACACAGACGCAGUCAAAUGCUCGAUAUUGACGUACAACGUUUUCCCGAAGACUCCUACCCCUAAUGGUAUCCAUUGUCCUGCAAUCAACAAGGUAACGAAAUAUACAUACAAGAAGAAUCGAACAAAGUCGAAGAAUUUCUCUGGGACAUUAUUUAACGAUGUAUUGAUCGUUUUUCCAACGCGGAAUUCGCGUUGUGCGACUUCUCUAUUUUUCUAAUUAGGCUACCACUGAAUGAGUUAUAAUAAUUAUACCUGUUCACUUUUUUGUGGAUUGUUUUUAUAUUUAAAACGCUUGUUUUAGGCGUUGAUGAUUUAAAAAACAAAACAUGUAAUAUAUAUAUAUAUAUAUAUAAAAAGGGAAGGGAAUAAAAGGACCACUAAAAUAAUUGUGUUCAGGUAUCGCUCCUAAAACCGGAGAGGGAAUCUCUCUCUAUUGUUUGUUUUUUUUGACAAGGAGUGUAUUUAUGAGCGAUAAUAAUUCCACGUUAGGACUUGGACUAUAGUUGCCACAGCAGAGACAUUUGGACACGCCGCCAGUCCCGACUGCGUGAUGUAUCCGUGAGAGUUGACCCGAUACAACGCAACUGUUUCUGCCGGACUCACAGGGAGCGGGGGAGUUCAUGGAGGUUAUUAGUGGGACCCGCUAGGAUGGACGUGGUGGAUGAAACCGAAGCGUUACAGAGAUUUUUUGAGGGUCAUGAUAUUACCAGCUCCUUGGAGCCAGCGAACAUUGACACCAGUAUCCUGGAGGACUACAUCGGUAAGGAGGACGACAGCACUGACAUCUGUUUCUCUGAGGUCCACAGCGGUGCCCCAGGGGCUAACUCCUACUCCUUAACCCAGGCCGGAGUCUCCUCCGCUGGGAGUCUAUUGUGUGGCGUGAGCUCCCCUAUCUCCCUACGUCAAGGAAACCCCCAGCCCCACCAGACACCCUAUCCCCCACCCCCUCCCCUGGGCCUGCUGAGACACAACAACUACCCUUGCCUGGGGCAACAGCACCACCAGCAGAACCAGAACCAGCAGCACCACAUCAAGCCUGAACACAGAGGAAACUACGCACCUGGGAGCCUCCCAGAGUCCCCCCCAGACUCCAGUUCUGAGCCGUACUCCCCUCAGCAGGUCAAUGACACUCAUAUGCUGAGGACCAUGACACCAGAGAACAUGUGUCACAUGACCCCGCCACCUCUACCCCCACAUGGCCACGGAUAUCCCAACAUGCACCGGGACAUGUACCUGAAGGCCGAGCCAAUGAUCUCACAGUACCCUGUUGGCCCCACCUCCAGUGGGAGUGGACAAGACCUGCAACAGACUCAGCUGAUGCAUCAACUCCUUCAACAGCAGGAUGGGAUACCAGUCCACCAGACAAAGAAGAGAAAACCCUCUGACUCUCCAAACAGCCUCAACUCUCAGAUCCUCACAGGUAUCAUCAAACAAGAGCCAGUAGACAUUGUUUCUGGCCCAGGUUUGAUGGUGGAUGCUGAUAACUCCUACCUGGACCCCAACUACCAGUGUAUAAAGUGGCAGCCGCACCAGAAGAACAAGUGGACGCCGUUGUACGACGUCAACUGCAAAGAACUCCCGAUGCCCACCUACCGCGUAGAUGCUGACAAGGGCUUCAACUUCUCCCUCGCAGACGACGCCUUCGUGUGUCAGAAAAAGAACCACUUCCAGGUCACUGUGUACUGCGGCAUGCUGGGAGAUCCCAAGUACAUCAAGACCAGCGAGGGCCUGCAGCCCAUAGACUGCUUUUAUCUCAAACUCAACGGGGUUAAGCUGGAAGCAAUGAACCAGUCCAUUAACGUGGAGCAGUCCCAGUCAGACCGCAGCAAGAGACCCUUCAAACCAGUACUGGUCACACUGCCCCCGGAGCAGGUUACCAAGGUAACAGUGGGACGCCUACACUUCAGCGAGACCACAGCCAAUAACAUGAGGAAGAAAGGCAAACCCAACCCUGACCAGAGGUACUUCAUGCUGGUGGUAGCGUUGCAGGCCCAGGCCCACAGUCAGAGCUUCACGGUGGCCGCGCAGGUGUCCGAGAGGAUCAUCGUCAGGGUAACCUCUGCGUCUAACCCGGGUCAGUUUGAGAGUGACAGUGAGGUGUUGUGGCAGCGCGGUCAGCUACCUGACUCAGUGUACCACCACGGCCGGGUCGGUAUCAACACCGACCGGCCAGACGAGGCCAUGGUCAUCCACGGCAACCUGAAGGUCAUGGGGUCACUGGUGCACCCUUCCGAUAUACGGGCUAAAGAGAACGUCCACGAGGUGGACACUACAGGCAACCUGAAGCGGAUCAGUCAGAUGAGGCUGGUUCAUUAUCAGUACAAGCCUGAGUUUGCUUCCAGCAUGGGCAUCGACUCCAGCCCAGAGACUGGAGUGAUAGCUCAGGACGUGCAGCAGAUCCUGCCUGAAGCUGUGAAGGAGGGCGGAGAUGUGAUCUGCUCUAACGGAGAGACCAUCCCUAAACUACUGGUGGUUAACAAGGACCGUAUCUUCAUGGAGAACGUAGGAGCAGUGAAAGAGCUGUGUAAACUGACUGACAACCUGGAGACUCGUAUAGAUGAGCUGGAGCGCUGGAGUAGGAAGCUGGCCAAACUCCGCCGUCUGGACAGCAUGAAGAGUACCGUCAGCGGAGGCACCACCAGCCAAUCAGGAAGCCAGUUCAGCAGGACAGGAAGUGUCCCUCUGAAGAAGAAGAAGACAGUCAAACCUGGGAGCAAGAGUCUGACCCCAGAGCAGGGCUGUAUCAGCCACAGGGUGAUGCAGGGAAUCAUUCUGGCUCUAGUCGUCGUCAUGACCUUCAGUGUCAUCUCCAUGUCCGUCCUGUACGUGUUGACACUGCACCACAGAGGCGAUGUCUCUGAGAAGGCUGGGUCCAGGUCUGCAGUGGGAUCAUCUAGAAGGACGGCCUCCGGUCCUCGAUCCACCACCCCGACACUUCCAGAUGCAGUCCCGCCCUCUCCUUCACUGUCCAAUCCUGCAGCUUGUUGCCCGCCUACAACUGCUACAAACAACCAAUCAGCAACUGCUCUGUCGCCAAGCAACAACCAAUCUACAUCGGAGCUGAGUAGUCCGGGUAAUAUCAACAAGAAGGCCAAGUCCAGGCCUGUGGACAAGGACGGACGCUACCGGAACCGUCUCAGCCACACCUCCGCCCCCAUGUACCUGUCCAAGGCGAAGAGACCUGCCCCUGCCCCUGCAGGAGACCUGGAGGUUGUAGGGGGGGCCACGAACAGGCUGCCUGGACCGGGUGGGCCUGGAGGCCAACAGACCCUGCCUCGGAGACAACGUCGGGACAACACACACAGCGACACAGAGGAGGAAGCAGGGGAAAUAUCAUCCCUUAUAGAUCUACACAUCCUGGAGACAGACCAACACAUCUCAUCACACAACUGUCCCCAUCCUGACAGCUGCAGCUUUACCGUACCACUCUCAGCAAGCAAGAACUCUUCCAUGUCACAGAUCACUCUACACAUGAUUUCCAGAGCCAGCGUGUGGGUCAGACAGUGUGGGGCCACCAGAGGACGUCUGUGUCCUGACCACACAGAGACAGAGCUUCACGCUGGAGAGAAAAAAGUCACUGAGGGGACAGAUCACCUGUGGCCAGUAUCUGUCCUGUCAUUCCAGGACGUGACCUAUCACUUCAGAGUGGCCGAGUCUGGUGAAGUGAGGUGUGGCUCAGAGGAGGAGAAUGUAUCCAUCCCACCACCAUCAUACUCUGACUUCAACUUCCUCAUUCAAAGCAGCUGCGCAUGAGAGGAGAGGGAACUAAGCAUGCAAACUAGUGUGCUUGCUUUGAAUCUAGCCUAUCCCCUGACUCAGGGUUUCUUAAAGGGGGGAGGCCCUUUUGUCUACGUCCCCAGGGUCAGAUGAACCAAUUUUUGUGUCUCUGCGUCCAGUAUGAUGUUAGAGGUAGUUUUGCGAGCCAAUGCUAACUAGCGUUAGCGCAAUGACUGGAAGUCUACAGGAACAGCUAGCAUUCUAGCUGUUCUCAUAUAGCUCAAUGACUGGAAGUCCACAGGAGCAAUUUAGCAACUUUCUUCAUACUGCACACAGAGACAUAAAACUUGUAUUCACGAGUUCAUUUGACUCUGGGGAAGUAGAUAAAAUCCCAACUAUCCCUUUAACUACUACACCUCCUAUCCCAUCCCCCUCUAUCUCUCUCUCUCUCUCUCUCUAUCUCUCUCUCUCUCUCUCUCUCUCUCUCUCUCUCUCUCUCUCUCUCUCUCUCUCUCUCUCUCUCUCUCUCUCUCUCUCUCUCUCUCUCUCUCUCUCUCUCUCUCUUCUAUCCAUCCUGUCCUGUAUAGAAACAUAUCCACCAGACUACAGCUCCUAUGCACGUCACUGUAUGAAACCUAGGUUUCUCAUAAUGCUAUAGUGUUAUAUUAUGUCUUAUUAAUCAUUGUGUAAUUUAUAAUAUCCCAUUUUCCUAAACUUGUUUUGUGUCUCCUGUAUUCACUCUAACCAUUCCUUAUGACUGAAAACACAAACCCUGUGUUGAAUGUAAUGGGCUUAAUACACUUGGUUCUAGUGAGAACACUGUAUGUCAGCAGAUGACAGGAGAGUCGCAUUGGACUUACAUUCCUUUCUGUAUGUCUUGACUUCCUGUCUGGAUCCUCCCAGGUGGCACCAUGGUCAGUGGAUUUGGAUAUACUACUGUAGAAGUUUGUCUCAAACAUUCUUUUGUCUAUGCAUUGCGGUAACGAAAUCCCCCCAGGUUUUCCAGAAAUCCCGUUUGGAAGAUUCCCGCAAUCAGAAGUGACGAAAUCUGGAACCUUCUCAAAACAGGAUAUUUGGAAAAUCUGGGAAUUUUGUGAAAGAUACCAGAAUUAAGUCUGACCUAUCUGUUAGAGCAGAUCAAAUGUUUCCCUACGAGGAGCUGGUUUUCUGUUCUACCUGAUCAUUCAUUACACACACCUGGUCUAACCAGUCCCCGAUUAGAGGGGAAUCACCCACCUGGUGUCCCAGGUCUAAAUCAGUCCCCGAUUAGAGGGGAAUCACCCA
Molecule: messenger RNA, 5008 nt
Organism: Oncorhynchus gorbuscha (pink salmon)
Lineage: Eukaryota; Metazoa; Chordata; Actinopteri; Salmoniformes; Salmonidae
Product: myelin regulatory factor-like
Exons: 24
Coding region: 656-3760 (1034 amino acids)
Biological process (GO): central nervous system myelin maintenance; protein autoprocessing; positive regulation of DNA-templated transcription
Cellular component (GO): nucleus; endoplasmic reticulum membrane
Molecular function (GO): DNA-binding transcription factor activity; sequence-specific DNA binding
Source: RefSeq, a predicted model, not a curated record